CUUCACUUUCACAGCAUCCACCCCCCUCGGGCCCUGCCGCAGAGAGGAGGAAGCUCCUGCCGGUUGAGCGGGCCCUGGAGGAAGUGAGCAGCGGGGCUACUGCCUCCCGGCCUGGUCCCCGAAGCCCCCAGAAGCCCCCAGAAGAACCCGGAACUUGCUUCCAUUCGGAACCCAGGGACCACCCUUUGCACCCAGUAGGACUUUGUUUUCCUGCGUGGAAAGCGGUUGGGCUUGGGAGGCGAUGGAGCCAGAGUUCUUGUACGACCUGCUGCAGCUCCCCAAGGGGGUGGAGCCCCCAGCGGAGGAGGAGCUCUCACAAGGAGGAAAGAAAAAAUACCUGCCACCCACUUCCCGGAAGGACCCCAAAUUUGAAGAACUGCAGAAGGUGCUGAUGGAGUGGAUCAACGCCACUCUUCUCCCUGAGCACAUUGUGGUCCGCAGCCUGGAGGAGGACAUGUUCGACGGGCUCAUCCUACACCACCUAUUCCAGAGGCUGGCGGCGCUCAAGCUGGAAGCAGAGGACAUUGCCCUGACCGCCACAAGCCAGAAGCACAAGCUCACAGUGGUGCUGGAGGCCGUGAACCGGAGUCUGCAGCUGGAGGAGCGGCAGGCCAAGUGGAGCGUGGAGACCAUCUUCAAUAAGGACCUGCUGUCCACCCUGCACCUCCUUGUGGCCCUGGCCGAGCGAUUCCAGCCCGACCUGUCCCUCCCAACCAACGUCCAGGUGGAGGUCAUCACCAUCGAGAGCACCAAGAGUGGUCUGAAGUCAGAAAAGUUGGUGGAACAGCUCACUGAAUACAGCACAGACAAGGGCCAGCCUCCGAAGGACGUCUUUGAUGAAUUAUUUAAGCUGGCUCCGGAGAAAGUGAACGCAGUGAAAGAGGCCAUCGUGAACUUUGUCAACCAGAAGCUGGACCGCCUGGGCCUGUCUGUGCAGAAUCUGGACACCCAGUUUGCAGACGGGGUCAUCUUACUCUUGCUGAUUGGACAACUUGAAGGCUUCUUCCUGCACUUAAAGGAAUUCUACCUCACUCCCAACUCUCCUGCAGAAAUGCUGCACAACGUCACCCUGGCACUGGAGCUGCUGAAGGACGAGGGCCUGCUCAGCUGCCCUGUCAGCCCUGAAGACAUCGUGAACAAGGAUGCCAAGAGCACACUGCGGGUGCUCUAUGGCCUGUUCUGCAAGCACACGCAGAAGGCACACAGGGACAGGACGCCCCGUGGAGCCCCAAAUUGACCCUCACUGCCCCCAAAACCCAGAGCCUGCCUGUCAGCCCAGCUGGAGGGCCCGAGGCCGCAGGGGGUCCUCCCACAGUCCCGCUGUUUCCUGUGCAUUCGUGACCCGCUUCCCUCCCACCCUGUCUCCGGUCUCCAUCAUCCGAUUAUCUUUGAACCCCCUUGUGAGGAUCAUUUUGAGCCGCCUGGCCUUGCUCAGUUUAUUUUAAUAAAGGUAUUUCUGGGAGGGA
Molecule: messenger RNA, 1466 nt
Organism: Nomascus leucogenys (northern white-cheeked gibbon)
Lineage: Eukaryota; Metazoa; Chordata; Mammalia; Primates; Hylobatidae
Gene: PARVG
Product: parvin gamma
Biological process (GO): cell projection assembly; actin cytoskeleton organization; establishment or maintenance of cell polarity
Cellular component (GO): cytoplasm; focal adhesion; actin cytoskeleton
Molecular function (GO): actin binding
Source: RefSeq, a predicted model, not a curated record